AUGAACCACCAAGCCUUGUUCGCUGUGUUACUCCUCUUGGCUCUCUUGGCCACUUUUGUUCCUUCCUUCUCUCUUGGACAAACUCAAUUCCAAAUGAGAUCUCUCUAUCAGGGUAUCACUUGUUCUGGAACUCCUUUCCGUGUUGUUACUCAAAAGAUCACUGCUCAAUGUAAUGCCACUGAUUCCUGCACAAAAUAUCAACCCGAACCAAAUGUAUUGUCCUAUACUCAAUCGUGUCCAUCUGAUUUCCCAGCUCAGGCCAAUAAGAAGGGAGAAAUUUAUAUCAAUACUUACACAGAUGCUUCUUGCAGUGCUUCAUCAUUAAGUCAAUAUGAAGUGUAUCAAAUUAAUACCUGUAUGACUUCGAAUGUGAUUUUUGGUCCUAACGCUAAGAGUGCCAAGUAUGUGAAUUGUGAAAAGUUGGUCUUGUACGAGGAUGAUGCUUGUCAAAAGACAUCCGCUGAAGAAGCUGUCACUUUGAAUACUUGUGUUGCUUCUCAAAAGAAGGUUUAUCGAUGUGGAUCAGCAACUGGACAAUGGAUGACUUCAAUGGUGGUGAUUGUAUUGGCUGCUUUGGCAUUUGUCAUCAUGAUGUAA
Molecule: messenger RNA, 597 nt
Organism: Naegleria fowleri
Lineage: Eukaryota; Heterolobosea; Eutetramitea; Acrasida; Naegleriidae
Exons: 1
Coding region: 1-597 (198 amino acids)
Source: RefSeq, a predicted model, not a curated record